AUGUGGGCGUUCCAGCCGUCCGACAGCGAGUCCCUGGAGAGUCGCGACUCCAGCCGGCCAUAUCACUGCCCUUCGUACAAACUGCCUGCCCUGGGCGUCAUCGAACUCAGCCCUGGCAACACCAUCACCCUCGACUCCGACGCCGUCUUCCGUCCCCAAUGCCUCUCCAACCAAGUCCAACAAGGCGGCGACGGUACGGGCGGCCUCACGAGUAUCGCCGACAUCCGCGACCCCUUCCACGCCUCCAUCACCCCCCAGGCCUAUGCCACGGGCGCCGCCACCGUCAUCGCCUGGAUGCUCGUCAUCAUGCUCAUCAUCACCCCGCGCACCUUCUUCGUUGGCAACGCGUCGGGCCGCUCAGGCCUCAUGGGACGACGCGGCAUUAUCAGCGGCGCGACCGGCAGCGGCUCCAUCAUCGGUGUGGGCAGUCGGCCGUGGCUGCAAAAGGCGGCUGCCCUGACCGUCGCCAUCUCGCUGACCCUCGCCACCGCGGACACGUUCAAAAUCGCCCAGCGCCAGUACGAGGAUGGCUUCAUCGACGCCAAGGAACUCCGCGACAUGGUCGUCGCCGGCAUGGAAAUCAAGGUCUCGCGCGUCAUCUCCGACAUCUUCCUGUGGCUGGCCCAGGUCCAGACCCUGAUCCGCCUGUUUCCCCGCCACAAGGAAAAGGUCAUCAUCAAGUGGGUCGGCUUUGCCCUCAUCCUCCUCGACAUCGUCUUCAGCUCUCUCAACAGCUUCGGCCCCUAUGAGAGCGCCCGUCGCCCGGCUCACUUCGACACGGCCAUUCCCGCCCUCAGUUAUCUGUUCCAACUCUCGUUGAGUAUGCUCUACGCUGCCUGGGUCAUGUACUACGCCAUCACGAAGCGAAGAUACGCCUUCUACCACCCCAUGAUGUGGAACAUGAGCGUCGUCGCCAUGCUAUCCACCAUUGCUAUCCUUACCCCCGUCAUCUUCUUUAUUACCGACAUUGCCAACUACACCAUUGCUGGAUGGGGAGACUACUUCCGCUGGGUCGGCGCCGCCGCUGCCAGUGUGAUUGUGUGGGAAUGGGUGGAGCGAAUCGAGGCACUGGAAAGAGAGGAGAGAAAAGAUGGGAUUCUAGGAAGAGAAAUUUACGACGGAGACGACAUGCUCGAUACGACGCCCUCGUCGUCAUCAGACCCAAGUUGGCCUGCCAAACGGCAGAGUCAACUUUCCGAAAAAGGAAACACGAACGGCCCCCAAGGAAAAGGUGGUUUCGGUGCGCAGGCCAGUCGCUUCCACCAUCUGGCUCAUUCAUGGGGCCGCAAAAUGACUGAAUCACCACGUGCCGAGGCACGCAAAAGGAGGACCAUACGCAUACCAGCACCAGCACCAGUUCUUCGACGCUCAGAUACUGCGACCCAUGGGGAUCGUAGCUCACGCACGUACCAGCGUGUGCAAACCCCACCUCCUGUUCCCGUCAUUUCAUCCCCCGUCAGUCGGACAGACACGACCAGCGCGGAUUCCACCGUCUAUACCGUUCGCUACCACCCAAUCAGUGAAACCCCGCCUCAUCAGCCACUCCCACCCAUGGCCGAUCGGGGGGUAGCAACCAUGGAAGAGCGACCCGCGGCUGCAGACGAAGCUCCAAGAUCGCCACGCCAGCCAGCCAAUAGGGAGGAUCCCGAGCAAGGCGAUGCAGCACCAUCAGAACCCGUUACCAGCAGACGUAAAUGGCAAUGGCAAGGCGUGGGGAACACGUUUCGGCGCAAAGGGCGUACACCACCUCAAGAACUGCAGCGCGGCAGGGUCAUUGAGCCGCUAGAAGUGGAAGAUGUAGCCGUCCACAUUCCCCCACGGAACUACAAUGGGCUUGCUUUGUCAGAUCGAUUAGGCACGUUCGCUGCACAGUCGGGAGAGCGCUUCCGGUCCAAGAAGAAAUCCGGUCCCCAUCUCGAGACCAGCUUACCAGUGACGAUCAUACCAGCUCAGCCACGAGGCCAGACUUGGUCUCCUGAUAUAUUAUAUCAACCACACGCUCAUUCAGACUACUCACCCACCAUGAUUGAGGGAGAGUCAAAUCCAUCUCGCUUAAAUACGGGAGUGGACACCAAUUCCAGCGAGGUUGUUCACCCCCCAUCUUCACCCAGUCAAAACCGCAGUUCACAUAUUCGAUUCGCAGCUGAGUCGUCGUGUGCUCGCCAGAGAGACGACGAGUCUUUGCAACAUGGUUCCGUCUGCGACGGGAUCGGUGCAGAGGUGCGACGACCAGGCACAGCAGCAGCUGGAAGCCCCCUAUCACCCGUGCAGGAGUCCACAGCCAUAAUGGACUUUAGCCUACCACGACAACAGUCACAUUCCCACCACGACCGGUAG
Molecule: messenger RNA, 2337 nt
Organism: Plenodomus lingam JN3
Lineage: Eukaryota; Fungi; Ascomycota; Dothideomycetes; Pleosporales; Leptosphaeriaceae
Biological process (GO): cellular response to pH
Cellular component (GO): plasma membrane
Source: RefSeq, a predicted model, not a curated record